AGCAGCGGCUGUUGUUGGAGUUUUAGACAGUGAAAGGACAGAGCAGCAGCUUUUGGGGGAAAACCAUCGUCAUCGUUCAUCAUGAGGUGUCUGGUGUUUCUGCUCUUGGUCGCACUUAGUGGCGCCAAAGUCUUCGAGCGCUGUGAAUGGGCCCGACUUCUGAAGAGGAGCGGGAUGGACGGCUACAGGGGCAACAGCCUCGCCGACUGGGUUUGCCUGAGCCAGUGGGAGUCUCACUACAACACCCAAACCACCAACCUCAACACUGACGGAACCACCGACUACGGCAUCUUCCAGAUCAACAGCCGCUGGUGGUGCGACAACGGCCAAGGAAUCACGGAAAACGCGUGUGGAAUCAAGUGCAGCGAACUCCUGACGGACGACGUCACUGUGGCGAUCGAGUGUGCCAAACGAGUCGUUCGGGAUCCCAACGGCAUCAGAGCCUGGGUGGCGUGGGUGCAUCGCUGUGAAGGUCAUGACCUCAGUCCGUACCUAGAAGGAUGUGGUUUGUCACCGACGUCUGGAACCUUCAGAGCAAAGACGACUUAUCUUCUUUUCAUUAAAUCCAUCUUUCAAAGUCACUUUCCCUCUGUUAAUUUGACAGAAAUGAUAAUAAAUCCAUGAUUUCUACAGAAAAAAAGAGCAAACUUUCAUGUUUUAUAAACAGAGUAAAGAUCGUCUUAAAUCCUCCGCGAUGAUACUUUCAUCAUUUUAAAUAAACUUUAGAAACCUGGGA
This is a messenger RNA of Solea senegalensis (Senegalese sole), 736 nucleotides long. RefSeq names its product lysozyme C-like. Gene Ontology annotation, biological process: defense response to Gram-negative bacterium; defense response to Gram-positive bacterium. Lineage: Eukaryota; Metazoa; Chordata; Actinopteri; Pleuronectiformes; Soleidae. Bases 82 to 624 code for a protein of 180 amino acids. Gene Ontology annotation, molecular function: lysozyme activity. The transcript is spliced from 4 exons. The record is from RefSeq and is a predicted model, not a curated record.